AUGGCAGCUUUUGCCAUGCUCCUGCUGGCACUAUCGCUGCUGAUGGGAUCCUUCGGCAGCUGUGCUCUCAGUAGUAAUGCUAACCAGAGCCUCGACUACACCAUCAGUCCUCAGGGUGAGAACCUUGCCCGCAGAGAGCCAAUGAAAGACCCCACCGACAUGACCUGGAUCCAGAAAUGGGGUGCUAUCGGGGACAGUUUUACUGCUGGCAUUGGAGCUGGCCAGCUGUGGGAUAAAGAUAAGAAAUGUGCUCGAUACGAUCGAUCCUAUGUCACAAUACUCGAUCGUGCCAUUGGAUUAUCUCCCCUCACCUUUCAAUAUCUGGCCUGCAGUGGUGCCAAAUCGAAGGAAAUUCUUGAACAAGCCAAGAAACUCGGCGGCGGGAUGGAUUUGGUGGUUCUGACGGCGGGAGGAAACGACCUCUGCUUGAUUGAUGUUCUGAAAGACUGCAUCUUUCUGGCUUACAAUGAGAAGAGCUGUGAAUCAUCUAUCAGGAGAGCUAAGCUCAACGCAGAAUACAUUCUGGAGCCAGUCCUUGAGGAGAUCCUCGUUGAACUGGAAAAGCAUAUGAGGCCAUCCGCCGGCAUUGUGGUCUUCGUUAGCUACGCUCAGUUCUUCCAUGAUAAGGACACGGACUCGGAUAGUUGCGCAAAACAUAACAACUGGGCUUUCCCCCCUAUCGGGGGUCCGUUUGAAAAUCUACCGGUGGACCUAAGGAGACGCAAAGAAUAUAAUGAAUUGGUCCGGAUUACCAAUGCCGGAAUUGAGAGGACCAUUGACAAGAUGAGAGAGAGAGGUGUGAAGUACAGGUUACGCUUUGCGAACUGGGAUGUAUGGCCCUCUGAUGAACAGGUUGCUGGGCAGUUUUGCUGGCCUGGGUCUACCGGGGCAUACCCCGACCCCCACCAGGUCAAUUUGCAGUUCUUCAAGCCCGACACGAAGAAGAAAUCUAUACAUGAUGAGAUCAAAAAGGGGGACACAACCGUAGGCAAAGGCCAACUGGAGCCUGAGGUCAACUAUGGGGUCAAUGAGAGCCUCUAUGGCAUGCUGGGCGACAGGAGUCCGAACCCUGCGGUGGAAGCCAUACACAUGCUCAACGGUAGGGAUUCAGUUCCUAGGGAUGAUGCACACGGUUGCUCGGCACACCUCGACACGCGCUCUUGGGGAUCCAGACUCCCAGCUCGAUGGGGAAAGUGGUUUCACCCGAAUGAGAAGGGCCACAUCACGAUUGCAUCGUUCGUUCUCAACGAAAUCAUCUCAGCACGGGCACAAUUCUUGGGGAGAGACAAUCCGAUUUGCAAGGAUGAGGAUCGAGACCAAUUUCAUUGCAGAGGGAACAAGGGCGACCAACUCAGUCAUUAUGUCCAAAGCCACAUCGCGGAUGAGACCUACAAGACAUACUGCAACGAAGUACAGCCACCCGAAGGCCAAGUGAACUGGCACGACGAGCGCGUUUUCUACGAGGAUACCCCGGACGAGCACAAGUACAUGAUAACCCUCACAAAGGGAGCUACGCAAUUCAGUAAACAAGAAUGUCUCACCACAUUCAUGCGAAUUAUUCACGGCUGUGACCUAUAUCGCCCGGAAAACCCGUUAAACCUCAAGCACGGGGGUACUUGGAAGAAGGGGAGAUAUAGAUAUGAAUUGAAGACGGGCCACAUAAGGCGCCCCUGGCCUGUUGCAAGACCUAGCGGCACAUGCGAGGGAUGGUAUAAAGUGUUUUUUUCAAGAUAUACUAUCAGGGGUAGAUUGUGGGCUAGUCUUGAUCAUGGGGAAGAGCUCCGCAAAAGUGUGAAAGAUUGUAUUGGAGGUGGCCUGACAUCUUGGAGUUUCAAAUACUUCAACAGAGCCGACAGUCAUGAUAUGGAGUGGGAAGCAGGAUUUUCAACGCCCAUCUGGGUGAUGAAAAGGUGUUUCCAGAACAACAAGGUCUUCAACAACAUGGGGGGACCAAAUAUUGGAUGUGAAGGUAAUGACAAUCCAUGGCCUUUCAACUAUUAG
This is a messenger RNA of Aspergillus oryzae RIB40, 2001 nucleotides long. RefSeq names its product SGNH/GDSL hydrolase family protein. The transcript is spliced from 2 exons. The record is from RefSeq and is a predicted model, not a curated record. Lineage: Eukaryota; Fungi; Ascomycota; Eurotiomycetes; Eurotiales; Aspergillaceae. The coding region runs from base 1 to 2001 and encodes 666 amino acids. Gene Ontology annotation, molecular function: triacylglycerol lipase activity. Gene Ontology annotation, biological process: triglyceride catabolic process.